This is a messenger RNA of Mucor mucedo, 438 nucleotides long. RefSeq names its product P-loop containing nucleoside triphosphate hydrolase protein. The record is from RefSeq and is a predicted model, not a curated record. Gene Ontology annotation, molecular function: ATP binding; ATP hydrolysis activity. The transcript has 3 exons. NCBI's taxonomy places the organism in Eukaryota, Fungi, Mucoromycota, Mucoromycetes, Mucorales, Mucoraceae. The coding region runs from base 1 to 438 and encodes 145 amino acids.
AUGACCCUGUUUGAAGCAAGUGGAGUGUCUAUGCAAUUAGGUGACGGACGUUGGUUGUUCAAGGAUGUUUGUCUCGAGUUGGAAAAAGGAGAGACGUUACUUAUCCCGUAUUCUGCGGGACAAUCCAACUUGGGAGGAAAAUCACCUACCCACUUUGGGAUUCCUAUUUGGCGAUCGCGAGUCAUGUAUGUCCCACAACGACCUGCCAUUCAUCCUGGUACGCCCAUGGAUCUGUUCAAUAUGGCCAAGAAGUAUGCCUCCCAAAAGGGAAAGUAUUUUGAUGAUCCUAUUAAAAUUGGUAACGACUGGAACUUGUCGGAAGCUCAUUUCUAUGAGAGCUGGAACUAUUUAUCGGGCGGUGAAAUGCAACGUGUGUCAUUAGCCAUUGCAUUGGCACUAAAUCCUGAAGUCUUAUUACUGGAUGGUAAAAGCAAAUGA